Messenger RNA from Aspergillus oryzae RIB40, 1368 nucleotides. RefSeq lists its product as uncharacterized. Bases 1 to 1368 code for a protein of 455 amino acids. The record is from RefSeq and is a predicted model, not a curated record. The transcript has a single exon. Lineage: Eukaryota; Fungi; Ascomycota; Eurotiomycetes; Eurotiales; Aspergillaceae.
AUGCCUUCUCGUGGCCCGAAGGCGACCGGCGAACUUAUCAUUGUCCACCAGGAAAGCCGAAAGAGUCGAACGCGAGCUCGAGCGCACUUGGCGCAUAACGGGAUCAGAAAGAGGAUCCAGAAGCAGCGUGGACAGGACCAUGACAGUCCAGCACCCCCCGGCUCAAGAGCCGUAGCCGCUUCUUCCAUUCCUGCCCCGGUCGCACUGUCGGGCUUUUCGAUGGUGGAGUAUUUGAUCUCCACCAACAUCUUCCCGGAUCUUAACAGCACAUGGGGGGUGAGUCCCGCUGUUUGUCCCGGUCCUGCAAAUCUAUCGCAUACCCUCUCGCGGGCCUCCGAUGUACUGGAAUGUAUUUUCCGUGCCAAUUUGGCAUUUCACUGGCUUGAUCUCAAUUUGUGGACGAACCCCGAGAAGAAGAGGAACAUGAAAGUCGCCGCCCUGACGUAUCGAGGGCAAGCACUAGCAUUGGCACAGAAAGAAUUGCUUCACCGGCGUAUACCAAGCUCCACAAACCGUGACACUAAGCGACAACCUGUCCACCCCGCAAAUAGGGAGAUCUGCUUUGGUAUCGUGCUCCGAAUGCUUCAUCUCGACUACCGGUUUGCGCGAUGCGACGUCCAGGCUCAUUUUGUGGCAUGCCGGCAACUGCUUAGGGACAGCUCAGAUGGCAGCCUCACGGAGGAUCAGCAAUCGCUUGAAGCUCUGGCAUCCACCAUUCGUAAUCCUCAUCUCCAUCACCUCAUGAUCACCUUUGAAUGUAUCAACCGCACCCCCAACAGUGUCAUCUGGGAUGAUGCGGACUUAAGCUUUCUUACGAGGAAUCUGUAUCAAUUUGUCAAUCGCAUUCAGGCGGGUGAUGAAGUAUCUACGGAGAACCGAACUUUGGAUGAAUCUAUCCCAACGACACUGCCAAGGGUCUCCCCAUCUACUAUCUUGUGGCGAUGCCUCACAAAGAGACCGACGUCGAUCCCGUCGAAUAUCUACCGUGAUGUUUGCGAAUCUAGUGCACAGAUUGCGGCAUUACUACUCAUUUGUUCCGUGUUUCUCGACUACGAAGAUGACUCUGAAAGGACUGAUACUUCGAUUCCCUACCAGUGCGUUGAGGAACUGGAGAAUGCGCUCUUUGCUCUCGGGGAGGAAAACGCUGUAUCCAGUGCGCUCAAUUCCGCCUGGCUACUGGCUGGUGGACUCGGACUACCGCUAACACACCGGCGCGCUCGUUUGUGGUCUGUAUCUGGGAUGCUAUAUGCUCUGAAACGAUCUUUCAGUCUUGAUCUGACCGUCACAGCAUCGGGCCAUGUGGUGAAUGCGCAGUAUGUCAAGCAGGUUUGCUUGGAUUUCUUGGGUAGGCCUUGGAUACGAUCCUGA